CGCAGAAAACUUCGCGUCUCUUUCUCUCUUUCUCGUGCAAGAAAUAAUGUUAAUGUCUGCGGACGGAGCAGCUCCGUGAAGGCGCUCCGGGAGGAAGCAGGAAGACAUGGCAGCCUCUGAACUUUACUCCAAGCAUGCCCGUGUAUGGCUCCCAGAUGCAGAAGAAGUGUGGAAGUCAGCGGAGCUCGUCAGAGACUACAGUCCUGGCGACCCGACGUUGUCUCUGCAGCUGGAGGAUGGCACGAAAGUGGAGCACAAAAUAGAUCCUAAAACCAAGGAGCUGCUGCCAUUAAGAAACCCCAAUAUCCUGGUGGGGGAGAACGACCUCACCGCUCUCAGCUACCUCCAUGAGCCAGCAGUGCUGCACAACCUUAAAGUGCGCUUUAUCGACUCCAAGCUGAUUUACACCUACUGUGGAAUUGUUUUGGUUGCCAUCAAUCCUUAUGAGAGCCUGCCCAUCUAUGAAGCGGACAUCAUUCACGCCUACAGUGGCCAGAACAUGGGGGACAUGGACCCCCAUAUCUUCGCAGUUGCGGAGGAGGCGUACAAGCAGAUGGCCAGGAAGGAGAGGAAUCAGUCCAUCAUCGUGAGCGGGGAGUCUGGUGCCGGAAAGACGGUCUCUGCUAAGUACGCUAUGCGUUACUUCGCCACGGUCAGCUGCUCCUCGGGCGAGGCCAACGUCGAGGAGCGAGUUCUUGCCUCCAAUCCCAUCAUGGAGGCUCUCGGAAAUGCAAAGACCACAAGAAAUGACAACAGCAGUCGCUUUGGGAAAUACAUCGAGAUUGGAUUUGAUAAGAAGCACAGCAUAAUUGGGGCUAACAUGAGAACCUACUUACUGGAAAAGUCUAGAGUUGUAUUUCAGGCUCAAAAUGAAAGGAACUAUCAUAUAUUCUACCAACUGUGUGCCUCUUCACAUUUACCAGAGUUUAAAGCCUUCAAGUUGGGUUGUGCAGAAGACUUCCACUGCACCAACCAGGGCCAGAGCCCAGUCAUCGACGGAGUGGACGAUGCCAAAGAGAUGUGCAACACCAGGAAGGCUUUCUCUUUAUUGGGAGUUGGAGACAGUGAUCAAAUGGAAAUUUACCAGAUUCUUUCAGCAAUUCUCCACCUUAGCAACGUGGAGGUGAAAGAACAGUCGGCGGACAGAUGCAGCAUCUCGCCAGAUAAUGUUCACCUGGUGGUUUUCUGUGAGCUCCUGGGGGUGCCUUGUGAGGAAAUGGCGCACUGGUUGUGUCACAAAAAACUCAAGACCACCACGGAAACCUACGUCAAGCCCGUGUCCAAAACGAACGCGCUGAACGGCCGCGACGCCCUCGCCAAACACAUUUACGCCAGACUCUUCAGCUGGGUCGUGAACAGCAUCAAUGCUGCCUUGAAAUCUGCGGGGAAACAACGCUCAUUCAUCGGUGUGCUCGACAUCUAUGGGUUUGAAACAUUCGAUAUCAACAGCUUUGAACAGUUCUGCAUCAAUUAUGCGAAUGAGAAGCUCCAGCAGCAGUUCAACAUGCAUGUCUUCAAACUGGAGCAAGAGGAGUACAUGAAGGAAGAGAUCCCCUGGACGCUCAUUGACUUCUACGACAACCAGCCGUGCAUCGACCUCAUCGAGGCCAGGCUCGGAGUCCUGGACCUCCUGGACGAGGAGUGCAAGAUGCCCAAAGGCUCUGAUGACACAUGGGCACAGAAGCUGUACAACACCCUGCUGAGGCAGAACGCUCACUUUGAUAAACCCAGGCUGUCCAAUAGAGCUUUCAUCAUCCACCACUUUGCAGACAAGGUGGAGUACCAGUGUGUGGGCUUCCUGGAGAAAAAUAAGGACACAGUCAAUGAGGAGCAGAUAAACGUGCUGAAAAAGACCAAGUUUAAUUUGCUGCUCAAGCUGUUUGAGGAUGGAGAGAAGGCGUCCGGUUCCCCCAGCAAGAAAAGUGGCGUCAGUGGAAGAGCGGGGCCGACUCAGAAGGACAACAGGAAGACUGUUGGACUGCAGUUUCGACAGUCUCUGCAUUUGCUGAUGGACACACUGAACGCUACGACCCCUCACUAUGUACGCUGCAUCAAACCCAAUGAUCAUAAAGCUCCAUUCACCCUGGAUCCUGUGAGAGCGGUGCAGCAGCUUCGAGCUUGCGGUAUCCUCGAAACAAUCCGGAUCUCAGCGGCAGGUUUCCCAUCCAGGUGGACCUAUCAGGAGUUUUUUAAUCGCUACCGGGUCCUCAUGAAGCAGAAAGAUGCUCUUCCUGAUAGAAAACAGACCUGCAAGAAUCUUCUGGAAAAACUCAUCCAGGAUGAAGAGAAGUACCAGUUUGGCAAAAACAAGAUCUUCUUCAGGGCCGGCCAGGUGGCCUAUCUGGAGAAGCUGCGGUCCGACAAGCUGCGUUUGGCGUGCGUCCGCAUUCAGAAAACCAUCCGCUGCUGGCUGGCCCGCAAGAAGUAUCUGAGGAUGAGAGAGUCGGCCGUCACCAUUCAGAAACAUGUGCGGGGCCACCAGGCUCGCCGUUAUGUCAAGUUCCUGCGGCAGACCAGCGCAGCCGUUAUUAUCCAGCGAAACGUGCGAAUGUGGGCCCAAAGGAGACGAUACCAGCGGCAGCGCUCUGCUGCCGUCGCUAUUCAGUCCCUCUGGAGGACCUACACGGCCAGAAAGAAGUACCAGAAGAUGAUGUUUGAGCAGAGGACGGUGGUCCUUCAGAAGUGGGCGAGAGGCUGGCUGGCCCGGCGGCGCUACCGACGCGCCCUGGCAGCCGUGGUCUUGCUGCAGAGCUGUGUGCGUCGCAUGAGGGCCAGGAAGGAGCUGAAGAAGCUGAAAGUGGAGGCGCGCUCGGUGGAGCACUUCAAGAAGCUCAACGUCGGCAUGGAGAACAAGAUCCUGCAGCUGCAGCACAAGAUCAAUGAGCAGCACAAAGAAAACAGAGAGCUCAGUGAGAGAAUGAGCGCUGUGACGAAGACUCUGGCUGCAGACAGAGACAAACAGUGCAGCGAGAUAGAACAGCUUCGGAAACUGGAGCAAGAGGCCAGAACCAAAGCAGCCAGGCUCCCCUCGCUACUGGAGCAGCUCACCUUCCUCCAGCACGAGCUGGAAGUAACCCGCAAGGAGAAAGACGACCUGGAAGAGCAGAGCAACAUCUACAGGGAGCAGACGCAGAAGGUGGUAGAUGAGCUUAAUAUGAAGAAUAACGUGCUGAAGAGCAACAUAGACGAGCUGAACAAGCACAUCCUGGAACAAGACCAGCAGCUGACAGACAUCAAGACCAACAAUGAGAACACCAAGCAGCUGGAGACGGACUUGGCCGAGGAACGAUCCCGCUACCAAAGUCUGCUGAGUGAACAUCUGCAUCUGGAGGAGAGACACAAAGACCUGAAGGAGGAAAUGGAUUUCAGUCCUAGUUCACGCAAAUCCAGUCACAAGAGGACGGACUCCAACUACAGCAGCAACUCGUCUGAGUUCAGUCAGAGUCUGGGCUCCACGGGCGACGAGGACGGCUCGCCUCCGCCAGAGGAUGAAGCCGAGGCUGCUGUGGACCUGCCGAUCCUUCUGAAGCUCCAGAGGAGAGUGAAGGAGCUGGAGCAGGACAAACAGGCACUAAUGGAGCAGCUGGAUAAAAAGGAGGAGGCGCAGCAAGAAAAGGCUAAAGAGGCGGAAAAGCAGAACUCUGUUGGUAGAGUGGAGCUGGACCUGGAAACACUGAAGCGACAAGAACUUGAGAACGAGAACAAGAAGCUGAAGCAGGAUCUGAAUAUGCUGCGGAAGUCUCUGACCAGCGAGCACGGCGACGCGGCGCCCCCUGCGCCCGGCUCCCAGCCCUACAACAUUCUGCUGGACCAGCUCAGCUCGUCCAACGAGGAGCUGGAGAUGCGGAAAGAGGAGGUGCUGCUCCUCCGCUCACACAUGGUCCGGCAGGAGGCUCUGAAACACAAGGACUCUGCUCUUGGAGAAGUCGUGAGUUUAGAUCUCAGUGAAAUUCCCUCAUAUCAAGAUAUUGACAGAUCCAAAGACAUUCACACUCUGAAUGAAGACGGAGAGCUCUGGCUGGCUUAUGAAGGCUUGAAAGAGACCAACAGAAUUCUGGAGUGCCAGAUGCGGGAGCAGGGACACGUUCACAGUGAGAAGCUGAAGAAGCUUUCUGAGGAGGUGAGCAGGUUAAAGAAUGAGAAGGAGCAGCAGCAGAAGCUCUUUGCUCAGAACCUCCUCCUGCCUGAAGAUGCCCGGAUUGAGGCGAGUCUGAAGCUUGAGAUCACACGACUCACCAAGGAGAACCUGGAACUCCUGGAGGACGGGGAAAGACAAGACAAAGCCAUCCGGAAACUGAAAAAACAGCUGAAAUUUUACCAGAAAAAGGUUGAAGAUUAUGAAGCGAGCCUUCAGCAGAGAUACACAGCCUCCAUGAUGAACGCGCCGGUCAGAACAGUCCAUAUCACCCGGAAGGAGAAGGAGUAUCAAGGCAUGUUGAAGUACAAACAGGGCGAGGAGCAGCGUCUGCUGAAGAACCUGGUCACAGAUCUGAAGCCUCGCGGUGUCGCCGUCAGCUUCACUCCAGGACUCCCAGCCUACAUCAUCUUCAUGUGCCUGCGAUACGCAGACAACGUCAACAACGAUCAGAGAGUCAGCGAUCUGCUUAAUUCAACCAUCAGCAGCAUCAAAGGAGUCAUUAAGAGGAAAGGAAAUGACUUUGAAGUGGUGUCUUUCUGGCUGGCCAACACCUGCCGGCUGAUGCACUGUCUGAAGCAGUACAGCGGAGACGAGGUCUACGCGAAACACAACACGGCCAAGCAGAACGAGCAGUGCCUGAGCAAUUUUGAACUGUCGGAGUAUCAGCAGGUGUUUGGUGACUUAUCAAUCCAGAUUUACCGUCAGCUGAUCAAAUGCAUGGAGGACAUUCUGCAGCCCAUCAUCGUGGCAAGCAUGCUGGAGCACAACGCCGAGCAGGGUGUGCUGGGCGCCAAGCCGACGGGCAUGAGGAAGAAGAGCAGCUUGUCGGAGGAGGGCGUGGCCACGGUGGAGGUCCUCCUGCAGCGCCUCAGCCUCUUCCACAGCACCAUGGGCCAGCACGGCAUGGACCCGGAGCUCAUCAAGCAGGUGGUGCGCCAGCAGUUCUACAUCAUCUGCGCAGUCACGCUCAACAACCUGCUGCUGAGGAAGGACAUGUGCUCCUGGGGCAAAGGCCUGCAGAUCAGGUUCAAUGUUUGGCAGUUGAACGAGUGGCUGGUGGAGCGGGAACUGACGGACUGCGGCGCCAAGGACACCCUGGAGCCGCUGCUGCAGGCCGCGCAGCUCCUGCAGAUCAGGAAGAGCACGGAGGCGGACGCUCAGGCGAUCUGCAGCAUAUGCAGCGCCCUCACCGCAGAGCAGAUUGUUAAACUGUUGACGCUGUACACCCCGGUGAAUGAGUUCGAAGAGCGGGUGGACAUUAACUUCAUCACGACUAUUAAAAGCCUUUUGAAAGACAGGGUUGAAUCCUCCACUUUAAUGAUGGACACCAAGAAGAUCUUCUCGGUCACCCUGCAGUUCUCGCCGUCCUGCGUGGCUCUGGAGACCAUUCAGAUCCCCGCCAGCCUCAACCUGGGCUUCCUCAGUCGGAUCUGAACGGACGGCAUCUGAAACCUGCACCGCUGGUGUUUCUGUUGUCGUGAACAUGUUUGAAAGAUUUAUCCAAACCAAAGUUUGUACCUGUGAAAGUAUUUUUAUCUUUGACAGCAAGAAUCCAAAACACAAUAUCAGCCUGUUUACAUGUUUGUAGUGCUUAAAAGCCAAAGAGAAAGAGAAUAAGCUCUUUUAAGAAGCCACGUCUUUUCACAGGGUCAUAUCGCACACUGACUCGUUCUCAUGUCCACAGGUCAGACUGGGUUUUAAUAUUGACUCUGGAAAUGUGUGUUUUCAUGUGUUGGUUCCACCAGUGUUUUUUGUUUUUUUUUUCUAUGAACUGGACUGUUUUCAUUGAGAUAUCCCAAAAAAAAGAGUAUUCGUGAGCAAUUUUGAACUGCUGUUUGUCUCACUUAAAUGUAAACUUGCCUCGGCACGAAUUUCAAAUGCACUGCUUUGUUUCUUUAACUUAACAUUUCUAUAACUAUUGAGAUCCGUUCAUCAGUAUUUAUGCUCGUGCAAGGUGAAAUAACGGAGAAGAAUUCUAGAAUAUAUGUAUUUAACAAGUCUUAUCAUGCUGU
Salarias fasciatus (jewelled blenny) is the source of this 6150-nucleotide messenger RNA. Its product is annotated as unconventional myosin-Va-like. The transcript is spliced from 40 exons. Gene Ontology annotation, molecular function: ATP binding; microfilament motor activity; actin filament binding. Gene Ontology annotation, cellular component: membrane; cytoplasm; myosin complex. The record is from RefSeq and is a predicted model, not a curated record. Bases 107 to 5572 code for a protein of 1821 amino acids. Gene Ontology annotation, biological process: actin filament organization. Lineage: Eukaryota; Metazoa; Chordata; Actinopteri; Blenniiformes; Blenniidae.